UCCCUCUCGCACAGCAUGGCCGCCGCGUUGAUAGCGCUACAGCGCUCAACCACUCUUUUGAGGCGGAGCGUGGGAGCGGGAGCGGGGGCGGUGGUGCGUUGUGGAGUAGGAAGAGAGCAGGCGCCGCUGAAAGGCGUGGUGAUGGAGAGCACGCUGAAGGGUAUAAGAGAGGAGGGGGCUUCAGUUCUGGACCCCAAGUCGACUGUUGGUGGUGGAGUGGAGGAUGUUUAUGGCGAGGAUCGCGCCACUGAGGAGCAGCUCGUCACUCCAUGGACACUCUCCGUUGCCAGUGGCUACACUUUAUUGAGAAAUCCUGUCUACAAUAAAGGGCUUGCCUUUACUGAGAAAGAGAGGGAUGCUCACUACUUGCGUGGCCUUUUGCCACCGGCAAUUGUCUCGCAGGAACUGCAGGAGAAGAAGCUCAUGCACAACCUUCGUCAAUAUGAAGUUCCUUUGCAACGAUAUAUGGCAAUAAUGGAUCUUCAGGUGAGAAAUGAGAGGCUUUUCUACAAGCUUCUUAUUGAUAAUGUUGAAGAGCUACUUCCUAUUGUUUAUACACCUACUGUUGGUGAGGCCUGCCAGAAGUAUGGGUGCAUCUUUAGGCACCCUCAGGGUCUUUAUAUCAGUUUGAAAGAGAAGGGCAAGAUUCUAGAGGUAUUGAAGAACUGGCCCCAGCGGACCAUUCAAGUUAUUGUGGUCACUGAUGGUGAACGUAUUUUGGGGCUUGGAGAUCUUGGAUGUCAGGGAAUGGGGAUUCCAGUCGGCAAGCUUUCUCUAUAUACUGCACUUGGGGGUUUACGCCCAUCUGCUUGCUUGCCAAUCACGAUUGAUGUGGGUACGAACAAUGAAAGUCUACUGAAAGAUGAAUUCUAUAUAGGGCUAAGGCAAAAGCGUGCCACUGGCCAGGAAUACGCUGACUUUCUACAUGAGUUCAUGACUGCUGUUAAACAAAACUAUGGUGAGAAAGUUCUCAUUCAGUUUGAAGACUUUGCAAACCAUAAUGCUUUUGAAUUGCUUGCAAAAUAUGGCACCACUCAUCUUGUCUUUAAUGAUGAUAUUCAGGGGACAGCUUCUGUAGUACUAGCUGGGCUUGUUGCAGCACUAAAUUUGGUUGGUGGAAGCUUAACAGAGCACACUUUCUUGUUCCUUGGUGCUGGCGAGGCUGGCACUGGCAUUGCUGAACUCAUAGCACUUGAGAUGUCAAAAAGGACAAAAACACCAGUGGAAGAGUGUCGGAAAAGGAUAUGGCUUGUGGAUUCUAAGGGACUGAUUGUAAGUUCACGCAAGGAAUCACUUCAACAUUUCAAGAAACCCUGGGCACAUGAACAUGAACCCAUCAAGGACCUCUUGGGUGCUGUAAAGGCCAUCAAGCCAACUGUGCUUAUAGGAUCAUCCGGUGUUGGAAAAACCUUCACAAAGGAAGUUGUCGAAACUAUGGCUUCCUGUAAUGAGAAACCUAUCAUCCUUGCUUUAUCCAAUCCAACAUCACAAUCUGAGUGUACUGCUGAGGAAGCUUACACAUGGACUCAGGGUCGGGCGAUUUUUGCUAGUGGAAGUCCAUUUGAUCCUGUUGAAUUUAAUGGCAAGAUUUUUGUGCCUGGUCAGGCGAACAAUGCCUACAUCUUCCCAGGAUUUGGACUUGGAUUGGUGAUAUCAGGAGCUAUUCGUGUACAUGAUGACAUGCUUCUUGCAGCAUCGGAAGCACUGGCAGCACAGGUCACGCAGGAGAACUUUGAGAAAGGGUUGAUUUAUCCACCCUUCACGAACAUCCGAAAAAUAUCUGCUAACAUUGCUGCUAAUGUGGCAGCUAAAGCAUAUGAGCUCGGAUUGGCUACAAAGCUUCCGCGUCCUGAAAACCUGGUGAAGUAUGCUGAGAGCUGCAUGUACACUCCUGUCUACAGGAGUUAUAGAUAAAGUUGACAGAAGCAUAUCUUCAGUUUAUGCCCCGGGCUCAUUUACUGUACUAGUAAAUGUUAAUAUGCAAUAAGGCUUCUGUAGAGCCAUCACUUGUGCGGUUCUUUCCUGUUGAGGUUUUUUUUCACUUGUUCUGGUUUGUCUCAAGGAUGUUGUCUUUUAUUAAUGGAUCUUACGAAUUGCCAAUUACUUUAGUAUGAGA
This is a messenger RNA of Dioscorea cayenensis subsp. rotundata (Guinea yam), 2116 nucleotides long. RefSeq names its product NADP-dependent malic enzyme. The coding region runs from base 16 to 1914 and encodes 632 amino acids. Gene Ontology annotation, molecular function: malate dehydrogenase (decarboxylating) (NAD+) activity; NAD binding; malate dehydrogenase (decarboxylating) (NADP+) activity. The transcript is spliced from 20 exons. The record is from RefSeq and is a predicted model, not a curated record. Lineage: Eukaryota; Viridiplantae; Streptophyta; Magnoliopsida; Dioscoreales; Dioscoreaceae. Gene Ontology annotation, biological process: pyruvate metabolic process; malate metabolic process. Gene Ontology annotation, cellular component: chloroplast.